Rhododendron vialii is the source of this 4640-nucleotide messenger RNA. Its product is annotated as serine/threonine-protein kinase RUNKEL. The record is from RefSeq and is a predicted model, not a curated record. Gene Ontology annotation, molecular function: ATP binding; protein kinase activity; microtubule binding. Gene Ontology annotation, biological process: phragmoplast assembly; protein phosphorylation; cytokinesis by cell plate formation. The coding region runs from base 287 to 4384 and encodes 1365 amino acids. The transcript is spliced from 11 exons. NCBI's taxonomy places the organism in Eukaryota, Viridiplantae, Streptophyta, Magnoliopsida, Ericales, Ericaceae.
GUUCUAAUUUUCAACGUUUUUGAUUUUUCGAUUGUAGAGCUCUUCUCCCGCCCACACCCCCUCCUCCUCUCUCUCUCUCUCUCUCUCUCUCUCUCUCUACAUUUUCCGAACCAGUGAAGCAUUCUCUCACUAGAAAACAAACAUCCAAAUCCGAAGCAGGCAAACGCAAAUCGAAUUCACAUUGCCUCCGAUCUGCCACUCUCUCACCUCCUUUAUCUCUCCUCUGGCCCCUCAGCCUCUGUUUCAGACUCCAAACCCUAAAAAUCCUCCACCGCCGAACCCAACCAUGAACCACUACCACAUCUACGAAGCCAUCGGCCACGGCAAAUACUCGACUGUAUAUAAGGGCAGGAAGAAGAAGACAAUAGAGUAUUUUGCGAUUAAAAGCGUCGAUAAAUCCCAGAAGAGCAAGGUCCUUCAAGAAGUUAGAAUUCUUCACUCUUUAGAUGACCCAAACGUACUGAAGUUUUACUCCUGGUAUGAAACUUCUGCUCACUUGUGGUUGGUUUUGGAAUAUUGCGUUGGAGGAGAUCUCUUGUCAUUGUUACAGCAGGAUAAGAAGCUUCCAGAAGAUUCAAUACAUGAUAUUGCUCAUGACCUUGUCAGAGCUUUGCAGUUUUUGCACUCCAAAGGAAUCAUUUAUUGUGACUUGAAACCCUCAAAUAUUUUGUUAGACGAAAACGGACAUACAAAGCUAUGUGAUUUUGGAUUGGCAAGAAAGUUGAAGGAUAUAACUAAGACUCCUUCGUCAUCGUUGCCACAAGCGAAACGAGGUACUCCCUUCUACAUGGCUCCUGAGUUGUUUCAGGAUGGAGGCGUCCAUUCUUAUGCUUCUGAUUUGUGGGCCCUUGGUUGUGUGCUUUAUGAGUGCUAUGCUGGGAACCCACCCUUUGUGGGAAAAGAGCUUACUCGACUAGUAAAGUCAAUUCUUUCAGACCCAACUCCAUCACUUCCAGGUACUCCCAGCCGCCCCUUUGUCAAUCUGAUAAAUUCUCUCCUUGUAAAAGAUCCAGCUGAAAGAAUACAGUGGACCGAGCUCUGUGGACAUGCGUUUUGGAGUUCAAAAUUUACUCCAUUGCCUUUACCUCCUCAGCCUGCUUACACCAAUAUGAUAGAGCUUUUGUCCAAACUGUGUCUCUCAGAACGUAAUAGUGACAACCCUCCCCAAAACAAAACUCCACCUAAAUAUCGUGAAAAAGAUCCAAAGGGAGCUCCCAAACAGGAUGAGAAUCGUAUUUUGGGAUCAAGAGGUUAUAACACGCCAAUUAAGGGUACACCUAGUGGCCACACCACUCGAACAAAGGCUUCAAGCAAAGUAGUUGAGGAGAAGAAGAAAGAUCCACUAAACAAUACUGGCGGUGUGAAUCUUUUAAGGCUCUCAAGAAUAGCAAAGUCGAACUUACAAAGAGAGAAUGAGAAGGAGAACUACAGGAGGCCAUUGCCAAAUGACUCUGAAAAUGAGGCCGAAGUGAAAAUUGAAAACACUGAUAUGGAACUCGAUUUUAAUGAGAACACAGAGGAUGAGUCACAUGAUGAUCCUGAUGGGUCUGAUAAUCCGGCUUGUCCUGAAGAAAAAAUGGCAACUCCAAAUCAGCAUCACAGAAUGUUAGACCAGACAGACAGUGACAUUAAUGAAGUUGAUACAUCACUUGUUAACACUCCUGCCUCAGAUGACACAAGAGCACCUGAUCUGGAACUAUCGUCAGAUCAAGAUAAAAUGGGUGCUACUCCACCCAGUGAUAGCCCUCAACUCAAAGUUCGGAGGGCUAAAGAAGGUUCAGGAUGUGCCGUUGACUGUGAUACUUUGAAAUCAUCUGACGAUCUCUCGCAAGUGCUUUGGCAUUCAUCUGAUAUCUCAGUAAAACCCGUCAUGCCCAGCAGAAAGGCUGAUAAAGCACCAAUUCCUUGCCUCCCCUUCGAUGCAGUACCGGUUUCAGAUUUCAUGAAGAUGCCUAAAGAUCAGUUGGAUGUAGUUUCUACCAAAAUUGUGUCAUUCUUAGAUGGGAAAGCUACUAUUGGUGAGAAGCAGAAUGUGCUCAGAUACCUCGAAAUGUUAAGUAGUAAUGCUGCUGCUGCCGAUCUGUUGACCAACGGGCCAAUAAUGAGGGUGCUUGUCAAAAUGUUCCGACAGUCCAAGGUUUCAGCUUUGCGUGUUCAGCUUGCUUCACUGAUUGGAUUAUUGAUUCGUCAUUCUCCUAAAAUUGAAGACGAUGUGGAAAAUUCUGGAAUUUUAGGUUCACUAACUGAUGGUCUUAGAGACAAACAAGAAAAAGUGAGGAGGUUCUCUAUGGCUGCUUUGGGUGAGUUACUGUUUUACAUAUCCACUCUAAAUGAGCACAACAAGGACAGCAAUCCUCCUGAAUCUCCGUCCAAGGACAUCAAGUUUUCAUCCGGGUGGCAGGUUUCCAGUGCGCUGAUUUCAUUGGUUUCGUCACUUUUACGGAAAGGAGAGGAUGAUGCCACUCAACUCUAUGCUUUGAAGACAAUUGAAAACAUCUGCAGUCAAGGAUCAAAUUGGGCAUCUCGUUUUGCCAGCCAGGAUGUUAUCAGUAACCUUCGCAAUAUAUUUACCAUUAGGUCUGCAGGGAAACAGGAGAGCAUGAGGCUCACAGCUGGGUCUUGUUUGGUACGUCUUGUUCGUUUUAACCCUCCUAGCAUUCAGCAUGUCAUGGAAAGACUUCCAUUGAGGGACACUGCAUCAGCCCUUGGCAAGGGCAGUCCGCGUGAGCAACAAAUUUGGUUAAACCUUCUUAAUAUGGCCAUGCUUGGGAACCAUAUUACUACAAACAUUGGACGGCUUCUUCUUUCCCUGGUGGAAGUUCUUGUUCCAUGCCUCUUGUCUCUUAUUGAGCAGGGAAGUGAAGUGUUGAGGGGAAAGGCACUUGUUUUUGUGGCUCUACUUUGUAAGAAUAGCAAGAGAUGGCUGCAACAUUUCUUUUGCAAUGCACGGUUACUCUCAGCAGUGGACAGAUUGGUGAAGGAGAAGGACCCAUAUGUGCAAAAAUGUUUAUCUGGAUUUGUUCAUGCUGUGGCAUCCAUCAUCCCGGGUUUGCUUGAAGUUAUAACUGGAGAAAUUCAGCAGAUUAUGGGCGGGCGACGGCAGGGACAGAUUGGUGCUCUAACUAGUCGUUCCAGUUUGAAGACCAACUUUCAUUUGUUUCCUGUUAUAUACAACAUUCUUGGAAGCUUGGUUUUUAAGCGCAGGGUGGUGACUAAUCAGGUCCUGCAGCAGUUGGCAAAUCUAAUCAAACUCGCAGAGUCACCUUUCCAGGGCAGGGAUGACUUCCAAAUAACCCUUUUACGAGUCCUCGAGUCCAUAACAGAGGAGCCUUCGGUUAUUCUUGAGAGCCCCGAAACUUUUAUCCGUGAAAUUCUUCCCAGUCUGGCUGUUGUUUACAAGGGAAACAAAGAUGGAGAUGCCAGAUUCUUGUGCUUGAAAAAUAUGUUUGACGUGAUGGUUAUUUUUCUAAAUGAACCGUCAGAAAAUAGGGAAAGAUCAGAAGCUUUGAAGUCCAUAUCCAAUACUCAUUUCCUCCCUCUGUACCCCACCUUGAUUGAGGACGAAGAUCCCAUUCCCAUGUAUGCUCAGAAGCUUCUUGUGAUGCUUAUUGAGUUUGAUUACAUCCAAAUUCCGGACAUUCUACAUUUGAAGAUAGUUUCACAGUGCUUCGAAUUUCUGGAUCUCUCCACUGCAAAUGUGAACAACGUCAUGCUUUGUUUGGCGUUGGCAUGUGCUCCAGAGUUGGAAAACAAAAUACUCUCUCAAUUAAAAGGAGUAGUCAAGAGGAUUGGAAACCUUUUGGAAUUUGUUUAUGCCAAGGAAAUGGAAGAUUUUAUCGAACCAACACUUGGUUUGUGUAGGGCUUUCCUUCUACGUUCAGCAGGAAAUAGGAAAGGUUUUGUCUAUUCAAAAGAACCAGCUCUAUUAACUGAUGGUUUCUCUGAAGGAUUUGGUGUAGUUGAUAUGCAGCAGUGUAUAACACAUAUAAUGGAUUUUGGUAGCAAUGUUGGUGUCUUUUUAGAGAUGAGUAAGUCCCGAGAGGCAAAUAUCGCAGAUAUAGCGUCCGAAUGUAUAAUUCUGUUACUCAGGGAGGCUCCAAGGGAAGCUACCACGGGUUUCUUAACUAAUCUUCCCAAGGUUACUGUGAUUCUUGAAUCAUGGCGUCAAGAUGUCACUCAUAUAGUGGUACAGCGGAUGCUGCAUGCUCUUGGCUAUUCCUGCCGACAAUAUCUGUCGCAGGCAAUGAUACUAUCGAUAUCCAUUCCAGAGAUUUCUAGAAUUGAAGUGGUUGUUUCUCAGCUCAAAAGCUCAGCCAUACCUUGUGUAGCUGAUGCUGCUUUUAGAGCGGCAAUGGAGUUGCAGAGGCUGCCUCGUUGCAUUUGAUGCUUGACGGGGUCAAGGAUGUACAUUGGCCUUUUCUAUUGGUUAUUUGCCUUUUCUCGAAUAUGAGGUGAGCCUGCCAGCCUUAUCUUGAGGUGAGUUACUUUUUCGCUCUCCUCUUGAAUGCUACCAGGACCAGGUUACCAACUUUAUUUGGACAAUAUUUGUAUAAUCUGAGCAUACUUGAACCAUCAUUAAUUUGUUCAAUCGAAUAAUAUUGGUUCUCUGAUAUUUGCUUAUCAGAUUUUAUUCCCCUUAA